AUGGGAGGUUUGUGUGGCAUUUGUUUUGAGUAUGGGUAUGGUGUAUUUGAUGAUGUGAAAAUCCUAAUAUCAGGGAGAAUAAAUGAAAAAGAUCAUCAGAAUCAAUUAAUUGCAGAACUUGAAUCAAUCCAACGUCAUUUAAAAUGUGAAUAUGACAAGAACUUGAAGUGGAUUGCCUAG
Messenger RNA from Entrophospora sp. SA101, 180 nucleotides. NCBI's taxonomy places the organism in Eukaryota, Fungi, Glomeromycota, Glomeromycetes, Entrophosporales, Entrophosporaceae. The record is from the annotation of a GenBank genome assembly.